AUGUCGGGAGAGAAUCAUGAGGAAGAACACGACUUUAGCUUUAAUGAGCUCAUAGAUAAUAUAUUGACAAAUGACACAGAUGAAAAAGGGGACGAUGUACAUCAUGAAAAUCAUGAUCCAUCUUCUUCAAAUGAACAUGAUAAUAUUGAAAACAGCGGAGCACAUGAACAGGAUGAUAUAGAAAUGGACGACGUACAUGAUAAUCCUCAGUCGGUACCAACUCACAGUCAUCAUGAUGAAAAUGAUGAGCUUCCUGAUUUUGAAGCCAAUGAACUUGUGAAUGCAGUUGCUAGUGCAAUGCAAGAUCUCGAAACUAAUGACAAACAAGAUGAAGAACAUGACAAACAAGAUGAAGAACAUUACAAUAACAAUAACGGGAACAACGAUGCUAUUGAUGACAAUGAACCAAUACCACAUACUGAACAUCAUGGUGAUGACAAUGAACCAAUACCGCACACUGAACACAAUGAUAAUGACGAUGAAGAACAACAGCAUAGUGAAUGGGCAAGAAUCCUACAAGAAGGUUUAAUGCAAGAUGAUACCGAGCAUGGUAUACAGUCAGAUGAAGAUCGUAUUGUAGAGGCACAUGAGUUACAUGAUGAUACAGAAUUAGGUACAGAUAAUAUCCAACAUACGAUAGAUCAACUGGAUAGAGAUGAUGAAAAUCUAAGAUUAGCCAUUUUAGAGUCUCUUCAAAAUAUCGAUGAACCUAGAGAACAACCUCAGACCGAAAUAAAAGAUACACAUGAAAUAAUAGAAUCAAAGGAGGAGAGUACGAAGAAACAUGUUGCAAAGAAGGCAUCUAAAAAGAAGAAAAAAGAGAAAUCAAAGGAUAAGAGUAUACAAAAGGAAAAGGGAAGUCCAAAGAAAAAGAAAACUACUAAGCACAAGAAAAAUAAAGACAAAUCUAAUGAUAAAAGAGAUGAUUUAAAUUUUAAUGACGUAAUAGAGGGUUUAAUGGGAGAAGGUGAACAUACAGCAGAUGAAACAAAAACGAGUACUGUGGCAACCGAGGAAAAUGAUGAAGAUGCUCGUGCUAUUGUAGAAGAAACUCUAAAGGCAUUCGAAAGAGAGUUAUUAGGAUCUCCAUCAGAAUCAGCAGCUAAAACAGCCAAGAAAGAACGUACAAAAAAGACGAAGAUAUCUCAAAAGCAUACACCGAAGGAUAAAGUAACCUCCACUAAGAAACCUGCCAAAUCUGAAUCCAAGAAAAAGAAAAAGAAGAAGACGGGCAAGAAAACAGAUAAAGCAGUAGAAGAUGAGUACAAAGAAGAUGAUUUUUCCAAAGCAUUAGUUGAUAUGGUCAAUCAAGUCGUUUCAACUUCCUUAGGAGACGAAGCAACUGUAUCUAAACAAGAAACAUCAAAUAAAGAAGGAAAGAAACAACAUUCUAUAAGUAUACCCACUUGGAACCACACACAAAUUAUACCGUACCAGGAUGAAUCCCGAGCCGAAAUAACGACAACACCUGCAGCUGAUGAACCAUUUGAUUUAAAUCAAAUUAUGCAGAACGCCAUGGCGAUGGCUUUCCAAGAACAAAAUGAUGAUAAUUUUGACCCCACGGUAAUGGAAGAGUUUAAUAAAAGUCUUGGAAACUUCAAUGUUUCUGAUUUAUUAACUACGGGCCAGGCAACGACCAAGAAGAAACCUGCGAAGAAGAAGGCACCAAAAAAGAAAAAAGCAGUUAAAUCAAAACCUGCUAAAGAAAGGAAGAUUGUACUUCAAAAAGUAGUUGAAAAGAAGAAAAAAAAACCGAAACAACCUAAACAACCUAAGAAACCUGUGAAACCAAAGAAGUCACCUGAACAAAUCCUACGGAAGAAAUACAAAGCAAUUGCGACUGAGGCUGCUAAUCUUGCCAAGAAACGUAGUAGAGUAAAAAGAAGAGAAACGAGAGCAAAACUCCUGGAGGAUAAAAUCAAGCAUCGUACAGAAAAGAAACAACAGAAGAGUGCCGAAGAUGAAAAACGUCUUAUUGAAUUAAAGGAAUUAGAAGAGAUCGUUGCUAAAGGUCCACCAUUCCCUGUCGACUUAAGAGUUACUAAGAAAGGUGUACCAAAGAAACCAUACAGAAGAUGGACUGCUGAAGAAAUGGAGAAACGGGCUCAGAUGGUUCAAGAGAAGCCCAAGAAACCUGCUAAAGUAAAGAAAGAAAAGAAAAAGAGGGCUAAAAAGCUAAAGAGAGUACCAUUAAAAACAUUAAGGAAAAUUCCAUUGUUCAAUACAGUUAAAGGGAGCCCUGUUCCUUCUAAGCUAUUAAACGAUAUCGAGGGAACUCUUUCGAAAAUCCAAUUACCUCAAGUAUCUAUUGAUCCAACUGCAACAAAAUACGGUAUCAAUUUAUCUAGUAAAACAGUAGUUUUCAAAGAAAAAAUUCCAUUCCAUCCACCUUGGUGUCUCCCUCUUCAUCCGCCAUAUAUCCUCCCUGUUGCUAAGAGAAGACCUAAAGAAAAUAAACAUUCGACCGAUCACAGACAUGAAAAGUCGAAAAAGAUUAAUGAGUUAUUAAAUGAUUCUGUUUUACGUAAUGAGAUCUUACCAAGGACAUUGGCCACAGUAAUAACGACUCUAAAGGCAGCAGCAAAGGCUAGGAUUGAGAACGGUGCCUCUCCAGAACAAACUCUAAAAUAUCUAAGAGUGAUCAUAGAACGUACCAAGAGAUCAAUUGCACAAGCAAUUUCAAAGAGGAAUAGUAAUGCAAUAAGAAGUCAAGAGAUAAAGGAGGAACAUUCGAACAGCAGUAAUACUAAGCCUAUCGGCAGUGUGCGGAAAAUACCGUUAUUUACACUAUCAAAUAUUAAAAAAAUUGAGAAAGAUGCAAUUUCUUCUGAAAGUCAAAUGUCAGUGCCAAAACCUAUAGUAGUGAAGGAAGAGAUAUCAAGUCAACUAAUAAACGUAGAAGUAGAACCAAGAGAUAUUGAUAGUGCUGCAAAUCCUGAACUUGCUAAGGAAAUAUCUAAAUCAUUAGAUGUUACAACGAGUAUUGAUGAUUUUCAAGAUACUAAAGCUGCUAACUCUGACCAAAAAACGAUUGUAGAGAAAAAUAUUCAAUCUGCUGCGGAAGUGGAAUCAAGAGCACUCUUUCUACGUGGUGCUUUACUUGGUCGUGAAUACAAGAUUGAAAGUUCUGAAAAUAGUAAAUCUUUACAGAUUACGAAGACUGCACCUACACAAUCUAAUAGGGAGGUUAUCGAAAUUAAGGAUGAGGAAAUCAACCUAAAGACUGAAAUUUCAGAACAGCGAACCCAAAAGUUAUUGCCUCUCACGAAUUCAUUAAUCCCUUCAAAAAGGAAGUUUAUUAAAGUUGAGGAUAUGGUGGAAUCGUUAGUUAACCAUGAAUUACAGACGACUGGCGGAAAUUCCCAUUUGUCACCAGGGUUAAGUAAAAUAAUUACAAAUACUAUUAGUGGCAUACUUCCUAAGGUGAAGAAAGAACAGAAGACCACAUUUAAAUCAAAUCCUGCACGAACCCCGGUUUUGAAUUUAGAUGGAUUGGUACCUCCAAAAUCAUUUGGCUUGCCUCAAAUCUCUAGAGCAAAAACGCCAGAGGUAAGACAACCUUCAAGAUCAACCUCUAUGAGAAUACCAAAGCCUAAACUGGAAGCUCCUGCUCUUAACACAUACUCAUUUGAUCUACCAGAUUUUUCCGAAUUCCCUGGAAGGAAGAAUUUUUUGAUGAAAAUAACUAAAAAUAUCUUGACUCCUGAGGAGUUGAAAGUGUUGAAUCGUGAGAUGAGCAGAGAGAGGAAAAAGAGAUGGAGGGAAGCUAAUGCACAGAAAAAUUGGGAAAUCGACUAUAAAGCAAGACUGAGAAAGAGGGCGACUCUUCUAUUUGGCGAAGGAGCUUCAGCCCAGAAGGAAGAAUUUAUUAAACAAAAAAUGGAAACUGCCCUUCGCGAACAUAUUAAGGUAUCUAACGAGAGUACACCAAUCCCGCCCAGCAAAGUUGUAUCAAAUAUAUCUGACUCUGAAAUAUUAAACAUAAUUGCAUUAUCGUUGAAGAAACUAGAUGUUGCUCGUAAGCUUGAAAGUAAGUUGAAUGAAGAGAUGAUAAAUUUACGUAAGAAAGAAGCAGAACCCAAACCUCCAAAGAGAAGAAAAUUAACGAUCAAAUAG
Maudiozyma barnettii is the source of this 4116-nucleotide messenger RNA. RefSeq names its product Spp41p (gene SPP41). The record is from RefSeq and is a predicted model, not a curated record. Lineage: Eukaryota; Fungi; Ascomycota; Saccharomycetes; Saccharomycetales; Saccharomycetaceae. The transcript has a single exon. Bases 1 to 4116 code for a protein of 1371 amino acids.